GGAAUUAUUGGCAAAAUCUAAGCUCUUAGGUGAAAGUAGAGAAUCUCAAAAUCGAAUCUCCAAUUUCUGAAGAUUACUUAGAGAACGGAUAUCAACUCGAGAGAUGAUCAGAUAUUGCAGAAUCUGAAAUGGGAAAGUAUGUAGAUAAAUGUUAUGAACAACUAAAGAAGGGGAAGUACAUUAUCAAAGUUUCGAACGAGGUUUAUUUGUGCCCCUAUUGUCCCCAGAAGAAAAAGCAACAUUACCGAUACAUCGAUCUUGUCCAGCAUGCUUCUGGUUUGGGAAAAAGUAGUUCUGCGAAAAGAAGACCGAUAGAGAAAGCCAGUCACCUGGCUUUGGCAAAGUAUUUGGAAAAUGAUCUCGUGCCUGCAGUUAGUUCAUCAAAAUCUGUGGCUCAAAAGGCUCCUCUUACUGGUUGUGACCACGAUGAGAAUGGGAAGUUUGUUGUCAAAACUUCGGAUGGAAAGCCAAAUUACCGAUACAUGGAUCUCGUCCAGCAUGCUUCUGGUGUGGGAUAUAGUACUGCAAAAACACCAAUUAAGAAAACCAAUCACCUGGCUUUGUCAAAGAAUUUGGAAAAAGUUCCCAUGCCUGUGGUUAGUUCAUCAAAACCUAUGACUCAAGCGGAUCCUCUUAGUGGUCGUGACCAAGAUGAGAAAAUUGUUUGGCCGUGGACCGGAAUUGUGGUUAAUAUCCCGACUCGAAGGUUAGAAAAUGGGCGAUCCAUAGGAAGAGGUGGAUCCACAUUGAAGGAUGAGUUGAUCAGGAGAGGGUUCAACCCCAUAACAGUUAGCCCACUUUGGAAUUACGAUGGUCAUUCAGGGAUUGCUGUUGUGGAAUUCAAUAAAGAUUGGCCGGGGCUACAGCAUGCCUUGUCAUUUGAGGAGGCUUACAAAGCAGAUCACCAUGGGAAAAAGGAUUGGGGUGCUAAUAAUGAUGUUAAGUAUGGUCUUUAUGCUUGGGUCGCCCGUGCUGAUGACUACAUGUCGAGUAGUAUUAUUGGAAAAUAUUUACGCAAGACUAGUGACCUUAAGACCAUCCCCAAGCUCAUGGAGGAAGAAGCCAGGAAACAACAUAGACUUGUAUCAUAUUUGACAAACAUCACUGGUACUAAAAGCAAAAUAGACUUCUACACUCCUAUGCAGACGUGUCCGGGCUUCAAGGUUUCCUUGACAAUGGAUAUCAGCUUGGAAGAUGGUUUGAAUAUAAAGGAAUCUGAAAUGGGAAAGUAUGUAGAUAAAUCUUACGAAAAACUAAAGAAUGGGAAGUACAUUGUAAAAGUUUCAGAUGAAACUUAUGUGUGCCCCUAUUGUCACGAGAAGAAAAAACCAAAUUACCGAUACAUGGAUCUCCUCCAGCACGCUUCUGGGUUGGGAAAUAGUAGUUCUGCAAAAAGAUCAUCACUAGUAAAAGCUAAUCACCUAGCUUUGGCGAAGUAUUUGGAAAAAGAUCUUGUACCUUUGGUUAGUUCAUUGAAUCCUGCUGCUCCAGUAGAUCCUCUCGGUGGCUGUGACCAUAAUGAGAAUGGGAAGUAUGUUGCCAAAGUUUUGGACGAAACUUAUAUGUGCCCCUAUUGUCCUGGGAUGAAAAAGCCUAAUUACCGAUACUUGGAUCUCGUCCAGCAUGCUUCUGCUGUGGGAAAUAGUACUUCUGAAAAAAGAACACCAACAGAGAAAGCUAAUCACCUGGAGUUGGCAAAAUAUUUGGAAAAAGGUCUCAUGCCUUUGGUUAGUUCAUCGAAACCUGUGGUUCAGGAGGAUCCUCUUAGUGGCUGUGACGAUGAUGAGAAAAUUGUUUGGCCAUGGACCGGAAUUGUAGUUAAUAUUCCUACUUGGAAGUCAGAGGAUGGAAGAGCUGUAGGGGAAAGUGGAUCCAAGUUGAGGGAUGAGUUGAUCAGUAGAGGGUUCAACCCCAUAAGAGUUCGCACACUUUGGAAUCACUGUGGUCAUUCAGGAAUUGCUGUCGUGGAAUUCUGUAAAGACUGGUCAGGUCUACAUAAUGCCUUGUCAUUUGAGAAUUCUUACGAGGCAGAUCAUCAUGGGAAAAAGGACUGGGGUUCUAAUAAUGAUUUUAAGUAUGGUAUUUAUGCUUGGGUUGCCCAUGCCGAUGACUAUAAGUCGAGUAGUAUUAUUGGAGAACAUUUGCGCAAGAGUAGUGACCUUAAAACCAUUUCCGGGCUGAUUGAGGAAGAAGCAAGGAAACACAAUAGACUUGUAUCAUAUUUUACAAAUAUCGUCGAGACUAAAAACAAACGCAUGAAUGAGAUUGAAACAAUAUGUUCCAUGACUUCCAAGUCCCUCAAAAAUUUGAUGGAAGAAAAAGAUAACCUUAAAGAAGAGAUUAAAAAGAGUCAACUAAGUUCAAGGCUACACUUCCAGAAGGUUUUCAAUGAACACGAAAAACGGAAGUCACUGCUAGAAUCUCAUAGAAAAAACCUGGAGUUGCGUGAAGUUGAACUUGAAAAGCGAGAGACGCUGAUUGAAAGUGAAAGAAAAAGGUUGGCUGAGGAGCUCGAAGAGAACAUUGUUCAAAAUAGUGCAUUACAAUUGGCUGCUUUGGAACGAAAAAGGGCUGAUGAAAAUUUAAUGAAACUGGCUGAAGAUCACAAGAGGCAGAAGGAGGAACUUCAUAAUAGGAUAAUUCAACUGGAGAAACAAUUAGAUAAAAAACAAGCAUUAGAACUGGAAAUCGAGCAACUGAGAGGGUCAAUGGAUGCAAUUAGGCCAAUGAGAGAUGAAGAUGAUGUAGUUCUGAUAAUAAUGGAAGCAAGUCUAAAGGAGUUGAAAGAAAAGGAGAUGGAGCUUGAAGAUUUAGAAGCAUUGAACCAAAGUCUUAUAUUAAGCGAACGUAAGAGCAACAAUGAUCUGCAGGAAGCUCGCAAAGAACUAAUCAACGGAUUAAGAGAACUAUCCAGUCAUGGAAAUAUUGGUGUCAAGAGAAUGGGAGAACUCGACAGUAAACCGUUCCUCGAAGCAAUGAAGAGAAGGUAUAAUGAGGAACUAGCCGAGGAGAGAGCUUCGGAAAUGUGCUCAUUGUGGGAGGAAUAUCUGAAGGAUCCAGACUGGCAUCCUUUUAAACGUAUUAAACUCGAGGGAGACGAAGAUCAGGAAGUGAUUGACGAUGAAGAUGAAAAGCUAAGAUAUCUGAAGGAUGAGAUGGGCAAUGAAGUGUACAAGUCGGUCGUUUCGGUUAUAAAUGAAAUAAACGAAUACAACCCGAGCGGAAGAUACGUAACUUCCGAGUUAUGGAACUAUGGAGAAGGAAGAAGGGCAAGCCUGCAAGAAGGUGUCGAAUGUUUACUGAAUCUGUGGAACACCACCAAACGCAAACGAUGAAUGAUCUGAAGGGAUGCUAACUUAUUUCUCAGGAACUAAUUUUCCGACAUGAAAAAUCGAAGAACACAUCUCUGUAAGUAUGUUCGAACCCCUUGUUAAACCAUUUUCAGCUUCCAGGGGUAUAAUAAUAUACCUUUCUGGGAAGGAACUGCAUUCAUUCUAACAUGAUGAAUUCAAGCUCAUUGUUUUCGUAUCGGGGCCAGGAUCGUAACCGAUGCCGAUGUAAGACAUGUCGACUUAAUGUAGUGUCGAGAAAA
Molecule: messenger RNA, 3592 nt
Organism: Hibiscus syriacus
Lineage: Eukaryota; Viridiplantae; Streptophyta; Magnoliopsida; Malvales; Malvaceae
Product: protein INVOLVED IN DE NOVO 2-like
Exons: 9
Coding region: 129-3335 (1068 amino acids)
Biological process (GO): gene silencing by siRNA-directed DNA methylation
Source: RefSeq, a predicted model, not a curated record